AAAAGGGAAUAUUCUUGCUGCUUUAAUUUGGAGAGUUUGGAGGUUGUAGGCUCUGGGUUGUUCUGUAGUAAACUGGUAAAUAUUUUAAUUAUCUCCAAAAUGCCGCCAGCUGGAGAAGGUGCAAAAAAAGCUGCCAAAAGGGGUAUUCUGGAACGUCUAGAAGCUGGUGAGGUUGUAAUCGGAGAUGGGGGGUUUGUUUUUGCCUUAGAAAAGAGAGGAUAUGUGAAAGCAGGGCCCUGGACCCCAGAAGCUGCAGUGGAACACCCAGAAGCAGUUCGACAGCUUCAUCGAGAGUUCCUUAGAGCUGGGGCAAAUGUAAUGCAAACAUUUACGUUUUAUGCAAGCGACGAUAAGCUGGAGAACAGAGGAAACUAUGUGGGGGAGAAAAUAUCUGGACAGAAAGUUAAUGAGGCUGCAUGUGAUAUUGCAAGAGACGUGGCAAAUGAAGGAGAUGCCCUUGUAGCAGGUGGUGUUUCACAGACACCUUCCUACCUGAGUUGCAAGUCUGAAAAAGAAGUAAAGACAAUUUUCCACAAACAGCUUGAAGUCUUUGUCAAGAAGAAUGUGGAUUUUAUGAUUGCUGAGUAUUUUGAACAUGUAGAAGAAGCUGUAUGGGCAGUCCAGGUACUAAAGGAGUCUGGGAAGCCAGUUGCUUCCACAAUGUGUAUUGGACCUGAUGGAGACCUAAAUGGUGUACCAGCUGGGGAGUGUGCAGUUCAGCUGGCCAAGGCAGGCGCAGAUAUUGUUGGAGUGAACUGCCAUUUUGACCCAUUUGUCUGCUUGAAAACAUUAAAGCUUAUGAAAGAGGGUUUGGAAGCUGCCGGUGUUAAAGCCCAUUUAAUGAUUCAGCCAAUUGCUUAUUUGACUCCUGAUUGUGGUCAUCAAGGUUUCAUUGAUCUUCCAGAGUUUCCAUUUGCCCUGGAACCACGAGUUGUCACUCGAUGGGAUAUUCACAAGUACGCAAGGGAAGCCUAUAAUAUGGGAAUUCGCUACAUCGGUGGCUGCUGUGGAUUUGAGCCUUAUCACAUCAGAGCCAUUGCAGAGGAACUGGCACCAGAAAGGGGCUUCCUGCCUGAGGGGUCUGAAAAACAUGGAUCUUGGGGUGCUGGCCUGGACAUGCAUACUAAACCUUGGGUCAGAGCAAGGGCCAGAAAGGAAUAUUGGCAGAAUCUUAAACCUUCAACAGGUAGACCAUAUUCUGCUUCCUUGUCAGUACCAGAUGCCUGGGGAGUGACCCGAGGAGAUGCUGACCUGAUGCAGCAGAAGGAAGCAACAACAGAGCAGCAGCUGAAGAACCUGUUCCAGAAACAGAAACAAAAGUCUGAAACAACUGCGUAAAUUCCCUUUCAUACACUUUGUAAACAAAACAGACUUGGAUCUCCAGCAUAUGUUUUCUACUUUCCAAAUUGCCUCUCAUUUACAGAUGAAUAAAAACAUUUGUCAAAUUUGUUGUGA
This is a messenger RNA of Protopterus annectens (West African lungfish), 1455 nucleotides long. Its product is annotated as betaine--homocysteine S-methyltransferase 1. The transcript is spliced from 8 exons. Lineage: Eukaryota; Metazoa; Chordata; Ceratodontiformes; Protopteridae. The coding region runs from base 100 to 1338 and encodes 412 amino acids. The record is from RefSeq and is a predicted model, not a curated record. Gene Ontology annotation, molecular function: zinc ion binding; betaine-homocysteine S-methyltransferase activity.